CAUAGGGUCAGGGAUAUAAAUGCCCAUCACCACUGAGGGCCUGCUGUAGUUGAGGAGUGAAUCGACUCCAAGGAAACAGUUCAGAAAGCUCUGACCCUUGGCCCCCAAAUUUCUUACGGAACUGAGUACAGCUGCGGGAAGGCGCUGCCAAACUCGCGGAGGAGACCCGCGAAGCAGGUGGUGAGGAGCCUUUGAUCUCUGUGCUUUCCUGCGCCAUCCCAGCAUGUGCACCGGGGGCUGUGCCAAGUGCCUGGGGGGCACCCUCAUUCCCCUGGCUGUGUUUGGCCUCCUGGCGAAUAUCCUGUUGUUCUUCCCUGGAGGAAAUGUGGUGGACGACAACAGCCACCUUUCGGAAGAGGUCUGGUAUUUCGGAGGCAUAGCGGGAAGCGGCGUCUUGAUGAUCUUCCCUGCGCUGGUGUUCCUGGGCCUGAAGAACAAUGACUGCUGCGGUUGCUGUGGCAAUGCGGGCUGCGGGAAGCGAUUUGCGAUGUUCACCUCCACAUUGUUUGCUGUGAUUGGAUUCUUGGGUGCCGGGUACUCAUUUGUCGUCUCAGCUGUCUCCAUCAACAAGGGGCCUAAAUGCUUGAUGUCCAAUAAUACGUGGGGAUACCCCUUUCACAACGGUGAUUAUCUUAAUGACCAAGCCUUGUGGAACAAGUGCACAGAGCCCAAGGAUGUGGUCCCCUGGAACCUGACCCUCUUCUCCAUUCUGCUGGUCAUUGGAGGCAUCCAGAUGGUUCUCUGUGCCAUCCAGGUGGUCAAUGGCCUCCUGGGAACCCUCUGUGGGGACUGUCAGUGCUGCGGCUGCUGCGGGGGCAAUGGAACAGUCUAACAGGUGUGGCCAGCUCCUCCAACCUUACAGCACUUCCUGUGGGAAGAUAGACGUGCCACGGACACGCCCCAGACCCAGCCUUGCUAAUUCUUGCCUGCUUCCUCCCAGGCAGAGCUUGGGAGGCAGGAGGGAUUCUUUUCUCUCUCCGCAUAACUUUGCUCAACCUAGAAAUUUGGUGGGUUGUUUUGUUUUUUCAAAAAAAAAUUAAUAAUAAUUGGGUAACUUUACAAAUUAGCCCCCCUUUUAGAAAUCCAGAAGAAGUUAAAAGCAGAUUUUUCAUGACUUCCUUUAAAUAAUGUAACCAGAACGAAGUCAUUUCUCCUACCGCGCCGCUUCUUUGUAUAUAAAGAUGUUCCUAUUUUUGGAAGAUCUGCAUAACUCAAAGGGAAAAAACAUUAACGUGAAAACCAGUUUUCCAGGAUGCAUGGAUAAGGAGUAAUUGCUGUAUGAUACAUAAUUUUUAUGGGAAGCCUGUUUUGGCUAACUUGUCUGGACUGCUUGUGACUAGUUUUAUGAGGCUGUCAUCAUUAGCCAGGGCUCCCACAUGUAUAUUAAAUUAAAUUAUUUAAAUUCAGAAUUAAAAUAAUAAACACGGUGUGUGUGUGCCAGGGAGGAAGAAGAAAGAGAAUGAAUCAUA
Molecule: messenger RNA, 1469 nt
Organism: Arvicola amphibius (Eurasian water vole)
Lineage: Eukaryota; Metazoa; Chordata; Mammalia; Rodentia; Cricetidae
Gene: Tm4sf4
Product: transmembrane 4 L six family member 4
Exons: 5
Coding region: 224-832 (202 amino acids)
Cellular component (GO): membrane
Source: RefSeq, a predicted model, not a curated record